AGUUACUGCCUUUCAUAAUGUUAUCACUAUAAAAUUUUUGAUUUGCAUCUCUUAUCAUUCAGUUUAAUACAUUUGUCUGUCAUUCAAUUCAACUGAUCUUAAUGUUUAAUCAAUGAAUCAUUCAUUAUGUCCAUGGAUUUUCAACUUGACUGAUUGUUGUCUGGUCAUUUGUAAGUUACAGAUUGCUGCAAGAGCUUUCAAUCUAGAAAUACUAAUUGCUAAUUGUUUCCCCCUGAUGAUCACAAUUAGUUACCAUAUAAGUAGAACUGUGUUUGAGACUUUGCACUGUUCAAAUAUGGAGCAGGAUAGACUCGUAGGGAGAGGAAACCUUCAUCGAAGAGAUGGUGGUGCUCCUCGACAGAGAGGUGGGCACAGACAAAGAGAGAGAGGUGGUGGUGCUCCUCGACAGAGAGGUGGUCUUCAGAGAAAUGUAGGCAGAAGACAACGCACCAUCAUCUCUAGUGAAGUCCAGGCCAUCAUUGUUGACCAUGUGGUUAACAGAGGCUUUACCAUGGCUGAGGCUGCCAGGUUGGUACAGCCUAAUUUACAAAGGUCAACUGUCAGCUCUAUCAUCCAAACUUUUCGCCAAGAAAACCGAAUUAACAGGAGACAACCUGGUGGUGGUCGCCCACGUGUUUUGACUGACCAGCAGGAGUUGGCUGUGGUGGAAAUGGUCAGGGCAAGGAAUGACAUAUGGCUGUCUGAAAUCAAACAGGCUAUUGAGAACAGCAAUGACACCUUUGCCAAUGUGCCAUCAAUUAGCCUUCCAACAAUUGCCCGGCUUUUGAAGAAGCACCAGGUUUCCAUGACACAAAUUUACUUGGUUCCUUUUGAGAGGAACAAUGUCCAGGUGAAACAACUGCGUUCAGAAUAUAUUCAGAGGGUGAUGGAGCUGGACGCUACUGUGAAUCAUCACAAGUAUAUUUUCGUUGAUGAGGCCGGUUUCAAUCUGGCAAAAACUAGACGCAGAGGACGUAACCUUAUUGGACAAAGGGCUACCAUCCAAGUCCCUGGACAACGUGGGGGAAACAUCUCAAUGUGUGCAGCUAUAUCUGAAGAUGGUGUGGUAGGCUGUAGACCAGUUCUAGGGUCAUACAACACUGAACACCUGAUAGUUUUUUUUUUUAAAAUGAACUGGAGCAGGCCUGUCAGGGAGAAGACAUCGUCUAUGUUGUUGUGUGGGACAAUGUCAGCUUCCACCAUACACAGCUGGUUCAGGAAUGGUUUCAAACACAUCCUCACUUCAUGACCCUCUAUCUUCCACCAUAUUCUCCUUUCCUCAACCCAAGUGAGGAAUUCUUCUCUACAUGGAGGUGGAAGGUGUAUGAUCACCAUCCCCAUGAGCAUGUCUCCCUUCUUCAAGCCAUGUGUGAAGCUUGUGGUGAUAUAACUGCUGAGCAAUGUCAAGCCAGGAGAUUUUUCCCACGGUGCCUGAACAACGAAGACAUCCACUGUGAUGUUGAUGAAAAUAUAUGGCCCAAUGUUAAUGACCGGCUUGAUUAAUUGUGUAAAAGUGAUAAGAAUAAAAUAACAUAAAAAUAUAUUUUGCUUAUGUAAAUGACUUGUUUUUUUUCUCCCUUUUUCAUGUGU
This is a messenger RNA of Oreochromis niloticus (Nile tilapia), 1590 nucleotides long. RefSeq lists its product as uncharacterized. The transcript is spliced from 3 exons. The record is from RefSeq and is a predicted model, not a curated record. Gene Ontology annotation, molecular function: nucleic acid binding. NCBI's taxonomy places the organism in Eukaryota, Metazoa, Chordata, Actinopteri, Cichliformes, Cichlidae. The coding region runs from base 113 to 1249 and encodes 378 amino acids.